Molecule: messenger RNA, 582 nt
Organism: Lachancea nothofagi CBS 11611
Lineage: Eukaryota; Fungi; Ascomycota; Saccharomycetes; Saccharomycetales; Saccharomycetaceae
Source: the annotation of a GenBank genome assembly
AUGUAUGCCAUGCUGAUAAUAAUGGCGAUAACAACAACAACCAUGUUGAUAAUAACGGCAACGGCAACGGCAGCAGCAGCAGCAGCAACAACAACAAUAGCCAAGAAGAGGACAAUAAGCCUUUUGUCUACACUUCUGGCCCUACUGCCUCGCACCUUCGGGUGCCCACUCGUCUCUUUUUUGAAACUCAACAUCUUGUCGACAUCUCUGGAUAUCAUAAAUCACCAGGAGAUCUCUUUACAUGCAGUUCAAAAGCAUUGUUUGACGUUGUACCCACUCUGGAGCGCAGAUUCUAUUGGGAAGACAAUGUCUUUAAAAAGAACAAAAAAGGCAGCCCGAGAUCUCUCUGGAGCGAAAGCGCCCUUGUUUGCAUUACAAGUUAUUCCAAUUUCCUUCAAGCACAACCGAAAAAAGUAUUUGGUUUAUGUCCCAGAGCUGGAUGAUGCCAAGUUACGCCCUCAGCUAGAGCUCAAGACAAUUUCGUUUAUAUCUCAAGAUCUUAACGGGCGGCAAAACACUUUCAACCAGAAACAACAGAAACUUGCUUCCGACAGAGUAAACACCAUAUUCAAAACGUGUUAA